Messenger RNA from Exophiala dermatitidis NIH/UT8656, 2634 nucleotides. RefSeq names its product TfdA family taurine dioxygenase. Gene Ontology annotation, molecular function: 2-oxoglutarate-dependent dioxygenase activity. Lineage: Eukaryota; Fungi; Ascomycota; Eurotiomycetes; Chaetothyriales; Herpotrichiellaceae. Bases 1168 to 2247 code for a protein of 359 amino acids. The record is from RefSeq and is a predicted model, not a curated record. The transcript has 5 exons. Gene Ontology annotation, cellular component: cytoplasm.
UUUAUCUCUUCCACUCUUGCGUUCACUCUCUGUUCGGCAGAUGUCUCAAGGGCCCAUGAAUCGGCAGUCAUGGGCAUGCUGUCUACCAAGAGGCGGGCGCAGGUUGGCAUCUCCAACUUGAACUGUACGACCUGCCUUUACCGGUAUACUUACUGCCUAACACCGUAGGCAUGUACCUAGGUACGGUGCCAUGGAUCUAGCUACAGUCCCAGCUGUCGGGGAACGUGCCGACAGCCGCAACACAGGGCCUGAAGAACAAAGACUUCGCGAUUCCAUCGAUCUGCCGACCGUCUGCUCCACGGACUGAUCGCCAGCAGGGAAAUGUGACAGCAGAGUCAGAGCAUUGGCAAAGCAACAGUGCCACGAUUUUAUUGCGGUCGGUACCGGUACAAGAAUAUUCCCCACACAAUGCACAAAACAGUCUAUCCCACAUUGUCUGGGGUAAAGUGUGUACUACUGCUAGUACAUUGGGUCCAAGAUCUGCUGCCACUUCUUGCCUUUGGAUGUCGACUACCUACCUUAGUAACCUUUGCUUCCUCGACACUCAGGCUCGCCGGUGAGGGUCCAGGGAGAGGGUGUAGGAAGCCCCACGUCGGAUAUCAUGGGGUCCUUGAAGCCAACGGACCACAUGUGAGCAGGAGAAAGAAAGACUCAAUGCCGAGUCGCUUGGAGGAUCACGAUCGGUCUCACGCUUCACUCUUGGGAUCAAUUUAAGCCGAGCAGUCGUGAGUUUGCCAUCUCAAUCUAUUAGGACUUUAAAAGGGCUUUGUUACUGUCCAUAAGACAUCGUUCUGUGUCCGGGCCGAGUGCUAAACUGGAACGAGUGUUUUGCUUCCAAGGUCAAACUUCCAAAGGGAGGACGCUUUAGGGACACCCACCUACCUGCCGUACUUGGCCGGUUGGCGAUCAAGCCGUGACAGGCGACGUUUAACGGGGCAUCGAGCAUCAGAAACGUCUCUGUUGACCUGUUCAGGAUCACCAAUUGUCUACUAGACAACGAUUACUCUACACAGCGGAAUUCUCGAGAUCUACUCGGGGAUCCCUCAUUUCGUUAUAACUUCCAGCCUUCGUCGCCAACAAGGCCGUAUAUAGACAUCAUUUGCCCACGACCAAACAGCAAUCUAGGAGCGCCAACUUCAAGCGUCUUUCCAGAAUCACAAUUCCACAAUGGGCUCACUUCCCACCGCCACCAGCCUGCGUCGCCAGCCGCUCAAGAACUCCGGUUCCAUCGACCACCUCGAGUAUGUCGACGUCACACCCAUCAUCGGCCGCGAGUACCCGACCGCAAAGCUGAAGGAUAUGCUACACGCACCCAAUGCUGAAGAUCAGAUUCGGGACCUCGCAAUCACCAUCUGCGAGCGUGGAGUCGUCUUCUUCCGCGCUCCACAGGAUGAUCUGACGGUCGCCGAACAGAAGACGAUUACCGACUUGUUGGGCAAGUUGACGGGCCGUCCCGAGGAUCAUGGUUUGCAUGUGCAUCCGUUAUACAGGGAUCCGAACAAUAUCCCGAUGGCGGAUGGGACGACGGAUGAGAACAUAUACGUUAUCAACUCGGAGGCCAUGAAGAAACUGUACAAGACGAUGAAGAACCGACCGGACGGCUUGAACGAGCCCAGAGACUUGGGUCGAGAAUGGCACAGUGACUGCCUCUUCGAAGAAUGUCCCGCCGACUUCAGCUUCCUCCGCAUGCAAGACACACCUCCCUCCGGCGGCGACACAUUAUGGGUAUCCGGAUAUGAACUCUACGACCGCCUCUCCCCACCAUUCAAAGCCUUUCUCGAGUCCCUCACCGCGACAUGCGCCCAACCCGUGUUCCGCUCGGCCUCUGAAGCCGGCGGCUACGAACUCAUGUCCCCGCGCGGCUCCCCCCUGAACGUCGGCGACAAAUUCUCCCCGAUCCAUCCCGUCAUCCGCACCCACCCCGUGACAGGAUGGAAAUCGCUCUUCGCGGGAGUCGGAUUGCACGUCACGCGCAUCAACGACGUCUAUUCGUACGAAGACCAAAUGAUUCGUGAAUACGUCUUGAGACUGAUUACUCGCAACCACGACUGUGUUGCACGUAUGCAUUGGACGAGACAGGCCUGUGCGAUUUGGAGCAAUGCGUGUACUUUGCAUGCUGCUACUCCCGACACCCAUCUCGUCAGCGGCAAUCGAGUCGGCGUCCGCGCAUCCGGCGUCGGCGAGAAACCGUACCUUGAUCCCGCGUCGACGGGCAGGAGAGAGGCGCUUGGGUUGCCGAGGGUUUGAUACAAAGGGACCGAGAGAGAGAGAGGGAGGGGGCAGAGGAGGAAGAGGUCACUGUGUCAUUUUUAUGUCGGUGGCCCCUCCCUGGAAGAUUCUGUGUUUUUGGAUCAAUCAGCCUUGCAAGCCUGGUUUCCCAUUCGGGGUUGGUUGGAUUGAGUAUCCCAUUUCUGCCCAGCUCUUGCUUUUUAUACCAGUCAUUGUAUGCAGCAGGAUCAGCGCUCUAAUCCCAUCGAGAAAGAUAACUUGCCGUUUCUCUUGCCUAGCUGGUAACUUUGAGUCUCGUUAUACGUUACAGUAUGCACAUGGUACCUACUACUAUUGUGUUUGCAGACUCCUUCCCACAACCUAGGUAUGUUAUCACUUUGUUAGGUAUUCAAACGCAUCUUGGAC